AUGUCGAACUUUCAAAUGUCCUUAGCCUACAUGUUAACCCACUCUUUUACUCUAUAUCCAGAUCGAUACAAAUGCCCAGAAAAUAUGAUGAUCGUUCGAACCGAGAGACCAAUUUUGGGAGCAUAUUUUCUAAUUUCCGGACUUAUUUUAAUACUUUUCUACACACCUUGCUUCAUCGUAAUGGUUCGUUCCAAAUGUCAAGUCCCUGCAUUUCAAGUCAUGUUAAUCCUCUCCGUCUUUGAUAUUUUAUCCCUUUCGGUAAACUCAGUGAUAACUGGUGUUCUUGAUUUGAUGGGUGCCUCGUUUUGUCAUUAUCCCUUAUUCAUAUUCUGUGCUGGAGCAAUUGGAAAAGGCUCUUGGAUGGGUGGGUGCGUUGCUUGCAUUUUGCUAGCAGUUGAUCGAUGUGUGGAAGUAAAUUCAAAGUUUCGGCUGGGAUUUUUGUUUCGAAAAAAAGUUUUUCGAGUCGUGUUCUGCUUGAUGGUCUUGUACUGGAUUUACUCGUGGGCUUUUACAAAACCGUUAUUGUUUACGUCUGAAUAUAGUUCCUGGUUUUUCGAUCCAAAAAUAGGGAAGGAGGCAUACUUUUACCACAGCAUUGAUCAUACAAUAAAUAACCUAGUUGUUUCAAUGGCAACAACAUCUCUUUACAUUUAUUUGUGUUACCAUUUGAUCUACAAAAUUGGGUAUUCUUCGUCAAUGCUGUUGUACAGGUCAAAGCAACAGAUAAUCAUGCAAGCCGUCAUUCUUUGUACAUUCCAUGCAAUUGCUGCGUACAUUUACGUUUACAUGCAAUUUUUCCAUUCCCCUCCUUGGCUAAUAAUUAUCGGUCAACUUGCCUGGCAAUGGAGUAAUGGAUGCUUUUGUGUAUCAUAUCUGACAUUAAACCAAGCAAUUCGAAAUGCAGUUGUACGAAUGAUAGUACCAAAAAGUAUUCGGGAACGACUGGAUCUUCAUAUUGGAAUCGAUGAGCAUCUGAUGAAUCCACGACAGCAAGAAAGAGGUACAAUUGCGAUAAACACUGUUUCGACAUUAGUUAAAGUAGAUACUAUCAUGUAA
Caenorhabditis elegans is the source of this 1056-nucleotide messenger RNA. It is a transcript of the gene srt-12, whose product is annotated as Serpentine Receptor, class T. The transcript has 4 exons. The record is from RefSeq and is marked reviewed. Lineage: Eukaryota; Metazoa; Nematoda; Chromadorea; Rhabditida; Rhabditidae. The coding region runs from base 1 to 1056 and encodes 351 amino acids.